Messenger RNA from Fraxinus pennsylvanica, 2892 nucleotides. Lineage: Eukaryota; Viridiplantae; Streptophyta; Magnoliopsida; Lamiales; Oleaceae. The record is from the annotation of a GenBank genome assembly.
AUGAAGCACAUUUUCAAGAAGCUUCACCACCAUCCCAACCGUUCCAACGAGAUCCCGCAGGCAGCAGCACCACCACCACAAUCUCCGCCUUCCGCUGCCUCCGACAACCGUGCCUCUCCUUUAACCACCACCCCCUCCGCCGCUGCCACCAGUACUAGCGGUGACACUAGCAACAAUAAUAACAACAGAAAUAGUAAUAAUAAUACGGGCACUAGUAAUCGGCAGCAGCAGCAACAGCAGGACUAUUAUGCAUCGGAGGAGGAGUACCAGGUGCAGCUGGCCUUGGCUUUGAGCGUGUCCUCUUCGGAUCGGAACUCUGCCCCGGAUAAUGACCCGACCCGGUCCUCCCUCUUUCGCAGUGAUGAUUUGGACCUCGCUGCUGCUGACUUGUUGUCUCGCCACUAUUGGGAUUACAGUGUUGUUGACUUUGAGGAAAGAGUUGUGGAUGGCUUCUAUGAUGUAUAUAGCCUCUCCACAGAUCAAGCAUUUCGAGGGAACAUGCCAUCUCUCAAAGAUCUUGAAAGUAACAACGGGGAGUCUGACUUUGAGGUUGUCAUAGUUAACAGGAAAAUAGAUCCUGCUUUGGUGGAGUUGAUGCAGAUAGCACACUGUAUUGCAUUAGACUGCCCUAAUGCUGAGAUUAGUCUACUUGUACAGAGACUAGCUGAACUUGUUACAGAACACCUGGGUGGGCCAGUACGGGAUGCUAAUAUAAUGUUGGAAAAAUGGCUGGAGAGAAGUAUGGAAUUGAGGACGUCUCUUCAUACCACGGUGCUGCCAAUUGGGUCCCUGAAAAUUGGUCUUUCUCGCCACCGUGCACUGCUUUUUAAGGUAUUAGCUGACAGUGUUGGAAUACCUUGUAGACUUGUGAAGGGUAGCCAUUACACUGGUGUUGAGGAUGAUGCAGUCAACAUUAUCAAGCUACCAAAUGACAGCGAAUGCUUGGUUGAUCUCAUGGGAGCUCCGGGGACUCAAAUCCCAGUUGAUGUUCUGAGUGCAAAGGAUGCUCCAUUCGAGUCGUACAAUCCAAAAUUAAACAUUCUUCCCCGUCUUCUGACGACUAAAGAUACCAAUAGUUCUUCCACACAACCUGAUCAGAGUUCUUUUGCUGGACAUAAUUUGUUUCCAGGGACAAAAUCUACAAAGACAGAAGCACUGCCGUUACUUUUAGAUCCUAAUGCAAAUAAUGGAGUUGGGUCUUCUGGAACUAAUAAUGAAGGGCUUGCUGCUAACCAAUUGGAUCAUAGCCCCUUGUUGGCGAUUGGGACUUCUUUGUACAGGGGGGGUCGUGGACCCAAUGCAGUUGGUGAUGACUUGAGAAUAAAUGUAAAUGUGGUUCCAUGCAGUCAGCAUGGUGCAGAAGACCCAAAAAAUCUUUUUUCAGAUCUUAAUCCAUUCAAAAUAAAAGGUUCUCGAAAUGCUAUGGCUCAGAAUAUUCCUAUAAAUAAAGUUGAUGAACUGCAACGGAGAAAAAAUAACCUCGUCAGUGGUCGGCCUCCUGUACCCUUGAUGUGGAAGAAUCGUCAUGCAUGCAAUGAGGUCCCAAACAAAAAGGAAUAUAAUUUUGUGGAUGGUUUAUUUCCGAAGAACAGUCAGGAGUUUAGUAGUUAUAGGGUAUCAUCAGUUGCAUCUAGCAUCCCUACUGCUACUGAAAAGGCUUCCUCUAGCACCUACAAGUUACCUGAUAAGUCAUAUAAUAAUUAUGGAGAUAAUAGUGACUGUAUUUUGUUUGAUAACAAUUCGACAACGGAAUCAGGUGAAAGUAAAUUCAGUCACUUGUCCCCAGGGGAAGAUUUUAGCAACAAUCAUAUGGAAAUAUAUCAGGGCGCUUAUGGGAACAUGAUGCAAAGUAACGAACCUGAUAUUACGAAUGACCACUUGACGAAUAUCACCAGGCUGCAUGACCAUGAACAGAACAUACAAGGCAGCUUUAAUUUGAAACUGAAGGACACAGAAAGUGCCGGCCCUUCACUUGAUUUAGCUCCUAGUCACAUGGAUCCAGUGAUUGAUGAUGUUGGUGAAUGUGAAAUUCCUUGGGAGGAUCUUGUUAUUGGUGAAAGAAUUGGACUAGGUUCAUAUGGAGAGGUCUACCAUGCUGAUUGGAAUGGCAUUGAGGUUGCUGUGAAGAAGUUCCUUGACCAGGAUUUCUCAGGUGCUGCUUUGGAUGAGUUUAAGAGAGAAGUGCUAAUCAUGCGUAAUUUACGCCAUCCAAAUGUAGUACUUUUUAUGGGUGCCGUAACUCGUCCACCAAAUCUUUCUAUCGUCACGGAGUUUCUACCACGAGGAAGCUUAUAUCGGAUUAUUCAUCGUCCUCAUUGUCAAAUUGAUGAAAAGCGUAGAAUUAAAAUGGCACUUGAUGUGGCGAAGGGCAUGAGCUGCUUACACACUAGCAAACCUACAAUAGUUCAUCGAGAUCUGAAGUCACCUAAUCUCUUGGUAGAUAAGAAUUGGAAUGUCAAGGUGUGUGACUUUGGAUUGUCACGCCUGAAACACAACACUUUUUUGUCAUCCAAGUCAACUGGAGGAACGCCUGAAUGGAUGGCCCCAGAAGUUCUCCGAAAUGAACUUUCAAAUGAGAAGUGUGAUGUAUAUAGUUUUGGUGUGAUAUUGUGGGAACUUGCAACAUUGAAGUUGCCCUGGAGUGGAAUGAACCCAAUGCAAGUAGUAGGUGCAGUGGGUUUUCAAAAUCGCCGUCUUGACAUCCCCAAGGAAGUCGAUCCCCUGGUGGCACGAAUAAUAUGGGAAUGUUGGCAAACUGAUCCCAGUCUGCGUCCUUCGUUUGCACAACUUGCCAUGGCUCUAAAGCCAUUGCAGCGCCUUGUCAUCCCUUCAAAUGUGGAUCAGCCAAGUGCCCCUUUUCCCCAAGAGAUCUCUGUGAAUUCUACACCUUGA